AUGCGAAUUUUAUGCGAUGCGUGUGAGAACGCAGCUGCUAUUGUCUUUUGUGCUGCCGAUGAAGCUGCUCUUUGUCGCCCCUGCGAUGAAAAAGUUCAUAUGUGCAACAAGCUAGCUAGUCGGCAUGUACGUGUUGGUUUAGCCGAACCAAGCAAUGCCCCGUGCUGCGAUAUAUGCGAAAAUGCACCUGCCUUCUUUUACUGUGAGAUAGACGGUAGUUCGCUUUGUCUGCAAUGUGACAUGGUAGUACAUGUUGGUGGCAAGAGAACACACGGGAGGUUUCUUUUGCUUAGACAGAGAAUCGAGUUUCCAGGAGAUAAGCCUAAACCAAACAGUACGAGAGAGAACUCGCAAAACCAAAGAGUCUCUGCAAAUGCAAACGGUGAAGCUAAUGGAAAGAUUGAUGACGAAAUGAUUGAUCUAAACGCUAACCCGCAGAGAGUACAUGAGCCAUCAUCAAAUAUCCAAGGUAUCGAUGUAAAUAACGCAAACAAUCACGAGUCUGCAGGGUUUGGUGUAAUUGAGGCUUUGUUGUUGAAGAAGGAAGGGCUGUGUUGUUUGUGCAUUAUCUUAGUUUAA
Molecule: messenger RNA, 579 nt
Organism: Arabis nemorensis
Lineage: Eukaryota; Viridiplantae; Streptophyta; Magnoliopsida; Brassicales; Brassicaceae
Source: the annotation of a GenBank genome assembly